Lasiosphaeria miniovina is the source of this 5307-nucleotide messenger RNA. Its product is annotated as PLU-1-like protein-domain-containing protein. The record is from RefSeq and is a predicted model, not a curated record. The transcript has 4 exons. Gene Ontology annotation, molecular function: DNA binding; histone H3K4me/H3K4me2/H3K4me3 demethylase activity. Bases 1 to 5307 code for a protein of 1768 amino acids. Gene Ontology annotation, biological process: chromatin remodeling; regulation of DNA-templated transcription. Gene Ontology annotation, cellular component: chromatin; nucleus. NCBI's taxonomy places the organism in Eukaryota, Fungi, Ascomycota, Sordariomycetes, Sordariales, Lasiosphaeriaceae.
AUGGUCUCGGCCCCCUCGGUCGGCGGGAUAUCCGGAUCAGGCGGCGCUGGACCUUCGAGCGCCAGUGCCGGCGUGCGAGGACCGCCUACAACGGCCGCUUCUGCCACCCUCUGUGCGAGCGGGAACGCGAAGCCAGCUCAAGUCUACGCAAAUGGCUACCACCCCGCGAAGACCCAGAACCCGCUUAGUUCUAUGAUAAGCCCUCCUCUCGACUUGACAUCAGUUGAACGCCGCGAGCAACCUACAUUCAAGGAGCCUGUGAAGAAGAAGAGCCGGCCCCACGGCCUCCAAGAGGCGCCAACAUACUACCCAACUGAGGAAGAAUGGAAGGAGCCUUUUGAGUUUAUUCAAAAGAUUGCGCCCGAGGCGCGGGAAUAUGGCCUAUGCAAAAUCGUCCCGCCUGAGUCAUGGAAUCCCGAUUUUGCCAUCGAUACCAAGAGAUUCCAUUUUCGCACGAGAAAGCAAGAGCUUAAUUCUAUCGAGGGCAGCUCGCGCGCAAAUCUCACGUACCUCGAUGCUCUUGGCAAAUUCCACAAACAGCAAGGGACAAACCUCACCCGGUGGCCGUACGUCGACAAGAAGCCGCUCGACCUGUACCGGUUGAAGAAGGCCGUCGAGGCCCGAGGCGGGUUUGAGAAGGUCUGCAAGCUGAAAAAAUGGGCCGAAAUUGGGCGCGACUUAGGAUACAGCGGCAAGAUCAUGUCAUCCCUGUCGACUUCACUGAAGAACUCUUACCAGAAGUGGCUCUGUCCUUACGAGGAUUACUUGCGGAUAGCCAAACCUGGCGUUCAUCAGCAGCUCGAGCUGGAAUAUGGCGGCCCUCUAACACCCAGCCCGGCGCCUAGCCCGAUGAAACGGACCAACGUCAACACACCGUUCAGCCUCCGGGCAGAGUCGCCAGCAAGGCACGCCACGGAUGCUCUACAGGCUACCAUGAACAGCCACACCAAAGACGCCGAUCGAGAUUUCUCGAUGGAAGAGGCAUCCCCAUUUGCAGCGCCACAGGCGCCCGGAUUUACUGCUAUCAACAACUCGGGCGGUUUCACUGCAGUCAAUUCUGGGUUUACGAGCGUGAAUCGUCCGCCAACUGGAAACCCUGACAUGAAGGCCCCAAAGACAUCCAGCACGCCACUCUCGUCCAGCAAAAACACCCCAGAAUCCCGUCCUUCGGGUCUUACCGUACUUAAGCGGCAAUUAAGUGGCGACAAUCAAGACACGGAUGCAGGGACGGACAAGGACGAUGGGGAAUCCGGCAGUCGCAGAAGCAAACGGUUAAAGAAAGAUGCCGUGCCAACCAUCGCCGGUUCACAUAUGUCUCUGUUCCGCCCAUCGGCUCCCAGGAUUCCAAAAGACGAGGUAUUCUCUCCUGGGGAGAUGUGCGAGCAUUGUGGGAAGGGCGGCGAGGAGCACGGCGCUCUUCUCAUCUGCGAAUCUUGCGAUCACGGAUACCAUGGAUCGUGUCUCGACCCGCCUGUCAGGAGCAAGCCUGACACGGAGUGGAACUGCCCUCGAUGUCUCGUUGGCGAUGGCCAGUUUGGGUUCGAGGAGGGAGGGCUUUACUCGCUCAAGCAGUUCCAAGAGAAGGCUGCCGACUUCAAGCAGGCCUAUUUCGAGAGCAAGAUGCCGUUCGACCCCGUUCUCGACUGCCACCGUCCAGUCACGGAAGAUGACGUCGAGCGGGAGUUUUGGCGACUUGUGGCUGACCUGGAGGAGACUGUCGAGGUGGAGUACGGCGCUGAUAUCCACUGCACUACCCAUGGCUCUGGCUUUCCGACCAUUGAGAAGAAUCCCGAAAACCCCUAUUCUACAGACCCGUGGAACCUCAACCUCUUGCCGCUUCAUCCCGACAGCCUUUUCAGGCAUAUCAAGUCGGACAUUUCCGGAAUGACAGUCCCGUGGGUAUAUGUCGGCAUGAUAUUCUCCACGUUCUGCUGGCACAACGAAGACCACUACGCGUAUUCUGCCAAUUACCAGCACUUUGGCGCCACCAAGACUUGGUACGGAAUUCCAGGAGAUGACGCUGAGAAGUUCGAGAAAGCAAUGCGGGAAGCUGUACCCGAACUCUUCGAGACGCAGCCGGAUCUCUUGUUCCAGCUGGUCACCCUUCUCACCCCGGAGCAGCUAAAAAAGGCUGGCGUACGUGUCUACGCCCUCGAUCAGAGAGCAGGGCAGUUCGUCAUAACCUUCCCCCAGGCAUACCACGCCGGAUUCAACCACGGGUUCAACUUCAACGAGGCUGUGAAUUUUGCCCCCUCGGAUUGGGAACCCUAUGGACUCGCGGGAGUGGAGAGACUUCAGCAGUUUCGGCGACAGCCCUGUUUUUCCCACGAUGAGCUGCUGUGGACCGCGGCGGAGGGAAUUACCGGCGCCGGCCUGACGAUCCAGACUGCGAAAUGGCUAGCACCCGCCCUCGAGCGGAUACAUCGGCGUGAACUAGGCCAGCGCGACGAGUUUGUUGCCAAGCAUGAUUUUAUUGCCAAGCAUCUCGAUGCCAAGCGCCCCGCGCAGACGCACGCAUGUGUCUUCAACGGCGCAAGCGGCGACGAAUGCCCCAUGACGUUCAAAGUGGACGACGUCGAUGUCCCCGAGGAAGAGUAUGGCUGCUUCUACUGCAAGUCUUUCACCUAUCUGUCCAGGUUCAUCUGCCUGAAGACUGGCAAGGUCUUGUGUCUGUUACAUGCGGGCAGCCACCCAUGCUGUGGCAGUCAGGAAUCUGAUCGCUACCUCGGAAAGGACCAUGCUCUCUACUAUCGCAAGUCGGGUGAGGUCGUCGCCAACACCUUCAAGAAGGUCUCUGACAAGGCCCAUCUGCCCGAAGCUUGGGAAGAGAAGUACGAGAAACUCUUGGACGAGGAAGCCACUCCGUCGCUCAAAUCGCUACGGACUUUGCUAAGCGAAGGCGAAAAGAUCCCUCACGACCUACCAUCCCUGCCGAUACUAAAGACGUUUGUCGAUCGCUGUAACCACUGGGUGGAGGAGGCGACGAACUAUACGGUCCGGAAGCAGCAGGUCCGCCGCAAGAACGAAAAGGCCUGGCUGACCGGCGCGCGCAAGUCAAUCGGGGGCACAUCCCAAGAGCAGAAAGAAUGGGAAGAAACGCGCAACGCAUCCAAUAUCUACCGCCUCCUUGACGAAGCAGAAUUGAUUGGGUUCGACUGCCCCGAAAUCUUGCAGUUGAAGGAGCGUGCGGAUGCCAUAAAGGCCUUCCAAGAGAGCGCAAGGCAGACCCUCACGCACCGCACGAACCAAAGCAUCGAUGUGGUCGAGGAGCUACUUGAGGAAGGGCAGAGUUUCAAUGUCGACAUCCCCGAGGUUCAGAAACUCUCUGCCGUUUUGGACCAACUCAAGUGGAACGAGAAGGCCAAAGUAAGCCGUGGGGUCUUCAUGACUCUAAAGGAUGUCAAUGACCUCAUCGAAGAGGGGGAGGCUCUCAAAAUUCCUCUCUACAACGACCACCUCUCGUUCUACAAAGAUCAACUUAUCGCUGGCCAAAUAUGGGAGAAGAAGGCACAGGAGCUAAUUAAUGCCGACGUUGUCAAUUACGCUCAGCUUCAGGCACUGUCGGACCAGGCACAGGCGAGUGCCUUGCCGGUCUCUCCGGAGACACUUGCCGCCGUGGACCAGAUCUUGCACAAACAACGCGAGGCCUCUCGGCAGAUCAUGGACCUAAAUGAGCGUUCACGAAGACCCGACUACCACGAGAGACCCAAGUAUGCGGAAGUAUUAGAGGUCAUCAAGAAGAUUGAGGAGCUCCAAGCAAAACCGACAGGCACAUUGGACCUCGAACGGGAACAAAAGCGCCAUGAAGACUGGAUGCGUAAGGGGAAGAAACUCUUCGGAAAGACCAAUGCCCCGCUGCAUAUUCUCAAGAGUCACAUGGACUACGUGCUCGAUCGGAACAUCGAGUGCUUCAAUAUCGUCACUGACAAGCCGCGUGUCCCUGCCGAGCCAGCAUCACGGGAACCGAGCCCGGAAAGAAGGAAGUCAAACAACUGGGAGGACCCGCAGUUCCGAGAAGUGUUUUGCAUUUGCCGCCGUACGGAAGCGGGGAUGAUGAUCGAGUGCGAGCUUUGCCACGAAUGGUAUCACGGCAAGUGCCUCAAGAUUGCGCGCGGUAAGGUGAAGGAGGAUGAUAAAUACACCUGCCCAAUUUGCGAUUGGCGUGUCAAGAUUCCACGCGACGCGGCUAGGCCGAAGCUCGAGGAUUUGAUCUCCUGGUUCGAAGAGAUAGAGGGCUUGCCAUUCCAACCCGACGAAGAGGAGGUGCUCAAGAAGAUCAUCGACAACGCCCAGGAGUUCCGCAACCAGAUUGGAUCAUACUGCAAUCCCGUUUUAGCAACAGCAAACGAGGCCGAGACACAGCGGUUCUAUCUCCGAAAGAUUGAGGGUGCCGAAAUUCUCCUGGCGUUCGAGACCAACUUCUUCCGACAAGAGCUUCACAAGUGGAGCCCUGUUGCACCAGAGGCGCCGCCUGUACUAGAGUCUUCCAAGAGCACCCGCAAGCCCCGCCCAACAAAGCUGCAAAAGAUGCUAAUCCAGUACGGUGUCGACGACCCAGACGACCUGCCCGAGAGUGUCAAGGGGAAGGCAAACAGCCUCAAACGCAAGGCGCUGAAUGCCGAGGCGGCCGCAGCCAUGUCUUCCACUCACUCUGGAGGCGGCAUGGAGACAAGUCCGGGAGCGAAUCCGUAUGGGCCAUCAGGGGUUCCGUUCUUCUCGCAGCAUUCCCCGGGGCAGCUGCAGACACCGGGUCUCACGAUUGCUAGCAACUCUCACGGUCAUCCAUCCCGUGGGCCCGGGCCGUCGUCGUCAUCGCAUGGCCACCAUAGACGCUCAGACUCGAACCAGGGUAACGGCAUAGACCUCGAGUCGGGCUCUAUCCACCCGUCCUUCUUCAUGCAGAACAAUGGUGGAGGUGGCCCACAUCUGCUUGUCGGGGACAACUCUACGCACAGUCUUGAGGAACGGCUUCUUCGAGAUACCCACUAUGGUGGUGAAGAUCUCAACAUGGACUUGACCACCGAAGCUGGUAAGACUAGGGCGCUAGAGAUUCUUUCACGGACCGACGUCGGUCGCCGGCGAGCAGAGGAAAUCUUUGGCCGCGACGUUUGGGGCGGCUCCACGGACGACAACGAUCCGAUCGGUAUUGGAGUUGGACCCGAAGGUGACGAUAACAUCUUUAUCGACCUCAUGAUCGAAGACGACGACGACGAGAGGAAGGUACGCGAUAGUUCCAAUGACGGCCAUCACCCCGAGGAUGACCGGAACGAAGCAGCCUCUUUGAUGGACGCCCAGAAAGAGGCAUGA